AUGGCAUCAACACAACAAGCACUCAUCGUACAAGAGACUGGCAAGCCAGUAGUGAAAGUCACAAGACCUAUUCCUACCCCCAAGGAAAACGAGGUUCUUAUUAAGUCGACAUCUGUUGGAAUAAAUCCCCACGAUUCAAAAGUUCAAGACAAGAAUAUCUUCCAACUUCCCAUUCCUACGACCUUAUGUAACGAUGUUGCCGGUGUAAUCACUGCCAAAGGCGACAACGUCUCUGGCUUCGAACUCGGUGAUCAUGUGUUCGGAUAUCCUAGGUUCGCGAUUGAUGCCGAAGGAUCCCAGCAAUAUGCUCUUCUAGAAGUUGGAUGUUUUGCCAAAGUACCAUCGAACAUCACCGAUGAUCAAGCAGCAACACUUCCAGUAAAUCUAUUUGCUUCUGCUAUAUCAUUCUGGUCUGAUAAAUCCUUUGGAUUUCCAGCUCCAUGGUCAGAAAACAAGACCUUUGAUGCUUCAUCUCAAGCCGUCGUGAUUCUUGGAGGAGGAACCAGCUGCGGAAAAUUCGCCGUCCAACUCGCAAAAAUCACUGGGUUUGGAAAGAUCGUUGUGGUCGCGUCAAAAUCAAACACCGAUGAACUGAAAUCCUAUGGGGCAACCCAUGUUAUCGAUCGUCAUGGUACAGACUCAGAGGUUAAGGCACGUGUCCAAGAGGCUGUCGGCGAUGAAAUCGUUUACGUUUAUGAUCCCGUCAACCUUGAGCACUCAUUUGCCAUUUCUUUGCUAUCUGAGAAGAAGAGAGGUAAGGUCAUAACGUUGUUACGCGUGAAGCCAUCUUCCGGAAACUAUGAUAUUGCUCAGACGCUUGGGAUACCUCAUUUGCAUACAGAAUUCUCUCAGGAAUUCUUCAAGCUAUUGCCAGGCUGGGUAAAAUCUGGAGAGAUCAAGCCGCUCGGCUUCAAAGUUUUGGAAGGUGGUUUGGAUGUAGAUGCAUUCAAUAAGAUAUUGGAUGACCAUCGGGAUGGCAGAAAUCCUGGAAAGUGGCACUUUCAUCCCAAUGCUUGA
Molecule: messenger RNA, 1017 nt
Organism: Botrytis byssoidea
Lineage: Eukaryota; Fungi; Ascomycota; Leotiomycetes; Helotiales; Sclerotiniaceae
Exons: 2
Coding region: 1-1017 (338 amino acids)
Molecular function (GO): oxidoreductase activity, acting on NAD(P)H
Source: RefSeq, a predicted model, not a curated record